AUGAGUUAUAUCAGCCAACUUGUAUUUACCUUCGAUUAUGCCAUCGUGAAGUUCAGCAUCCUGGCACUUCUCUGGGACAUUUUCGGUGUUAAUCGAAGAAACAAGAAAUUCAUAGCGAUUGUCUCGGGAACUUGUGUUCUAUGGGCGAUCACCUUUACAUUUCUUUGUGCAUUUAGGUGCAAGAACCCAGUCGACAGCUGGACAACCGACAACCCACCCGAGCUCUGCAUACAUACAGCCUAUGUGUUUCUCCCGUUUGAAUCGACGAACCUAUUCUACGAUAUCUUGAUUCUGUCGAUCCCGGUCUUUGCCGUUCAAGAGUUGAAGUUGAGCACCUGGAAGAAAUUUUCAGUAAUGGGCAUAUUCCUGCUGGGCGCCAGCACCUGUAUUGCGAGCGUUGUACGUCUCGUCGAAAUAAAGAAAGCCAUCGAUGCAACCAUUUUCUUUUGGUCAAUGGUACAACUGGGCCUCAGCAUCAUCUGUGCCUGUCUUCCCACACUAGGCCCCUUAUUCAGGAAUCGUACAGAUACGGUCGGCUCGAGUUCUUAUUCUGGAAGAAGGCAGGGUUCUGGUCCUGCGUUUAAGAUGAGCGAGUCAGAACAGGGAGCUUCAGGACCGUGGACAGACAGCCACCGCGACAUAGACUCUGGUGCAUGGGCAUAUCGCAAGCACAGCGUCGAGGCGGAGCUUCCUUUGGAGCCUAUAGGGCCUUCCAAAAUCCAUGUCCAGAAAGAUAUCACUGUACACCACUACUCUCCUGAAUAA
Molecule: messenger RNA, 765 nt
Organism: Clonostachys rhizophaga
Lineage: Eukaryota; Fungi; Ascomycota; Sordariomycetes; Hypocreales; Bionectriaceae
Source: the annotation of a GenBank genome assembly